CACAAUUAAUAUGAUGACGAUGAUGAUGAUUUGGUUUUGCUUGUUGAUGCGCCUCAUAACCAAAACUAGCUCUGAUCUUGCUCUGCUACUUCACUGCAGAAAUACAACUACUUACACUCCUAAUAGCACCUAUAAAGCCAACCUUGAUUCUCUUCUCUCCAUUCUCUCCUCCAAUGACACCCGUGAGAAUGGUUUCUACCACGCUAGAGUCGGCGGCGAGGGUUCCAACGACACCGUGUACGGCUUGUUCUUGUGCCGGGGCGACGUCCCACCGGAAGUUUGCAAAAGCUGCGUUGUAGAAGCGGGUGUCACUCUACCAGAUCUUUGCAACAAUGGAAAGACGGCUAUCAUUUGGUACGAUAAUUGUAUGGUGCGUUACUCGGAGAAGUCCAUGCUGGGGAUAAUAGACCUAUCGACCGGGGUUGAAUGGACAAACAAGGAAAACGGCACUGAACCAAAUAGGUACAUGCAGUUUGUGGGAAAGGUGUUUGAUCAGAUAAUCACUCGAGCAUCCAGUGGCUCCGACAAGAAAUUUGCAGUGUUGGAAGCUAAUUUUAGUGUGUUUGAGAUGGUGUACGCUCUUGGUCAGUGUACUCCUGACCUUUCUAACGUUGAAUGUCAGAUAUGUUUGAGGAAUGUUACUGCAAAGCUGCCUAGUUUUGAUUUUGGAUCCAGAGGUGCUAGAGUCGUGUAUCCAAGCUGUAACAUUAGGUAUGAGCAAUACCCUUUCUACUAUCUCUCAGCCUUGGCAGCACCCCCGCCACCCCCUCUUGUACAUCCUUAUCUUCCACGAACUACGCUUCCCAAGUCCGUUAGAAGCAAAGGGAGUAAAGGUAAAUCUUCUGUAGAAGUGAUUAUUGCAGCCUCUGUAGUGUCAAUUACUGGCAUAUCACUCCUCGCUGUCAGCUUCUGUUUCUUGAAAAUGAAAAGAGCAAAGAAGUCCCAUUUUGAUGUGAAGGAGACGACUACUGGCAUGACUGAAAUUCCAACAGGGGAGUCGACACAAUAUGAAUUUGGUACAAUUGAAGCUAUCACAAAUUGGUUCUCCCAUGAUAAUGAGAUUGGAGAAGGUGGAUAUGGUGCAGUUUACAAGGGAAGGCUUCCCAAUGGACAAGAUGUAGCAGUAAAGAGGCUGUCGAGAGGUUCAACACAAGGAGCUCAAGAAUUCAUGAAUGAGGUUGAAAUAGUUGCCAAGCUUCAACAUAGAAAUUUAGUUAGGCUACUAGGAUUUUGCUAUGAAGGAGAAGAAAAGAUACUCAUUUAUGAAUUUGUGCUCAACAAAAGCCUUAACUACUUUUUAUUUGAUCAAGAAAAACAAAAUAUACUGGAUUGGUUAAUGCGUUACAAGAUUAUAAGAGGAAUAGCACGAGGGCUACUUUACCUUCAUGAAGAUUCACGUCUCAGAAUCAUACAUCGUGAUCUGAAAAUAAGCAAUAUACUAUUGGAUGCAAAUAUGAAUCCCAAAAUAGCUGAUUUUGGCAUGGCAAAAAUAUUUGGAGUUAAUCAAACUGAAGGAAAUACAAACAGAAUUGUGGGAACAUAUGGUUACAUGUCUCCUGAGUAUGCAAUGCAUGGUGAGUUCUCUGUGAAGUCUGAUGUUUUCAGUUUUGGAGUUGUGCUUUUAGAAAUUAUUACUGGAGCAAAAAAUCGCAACUUCUGCCAAUCAAAUAAAGCACAAGACCUUCUUAGCUAUGCUUGGGAACAGUGGAGGGAUGGCACACCAUUAAACAUACUUGAUCCAAUUCUUGCAGAGUCUUAUAUAAUAAAUGAAGUCAUCCAAUGCAUUUACAUUUCUUUGUUAUGCGUUCAAGAAGAUGUAGAUGAAAGACCUACAAUGCCAGAGGUAAUGUUGAUGCUCAAUAGUUAUCCUAUUAAUAAUUGGUUAGCACCUCGUGAACCUGCAUUUUAUCGUAGUGGAAGUGAGAAGAUUUCAAAAGAGACAGAGUUGGAAUUGUCCGUAACCAUAAAUGAUGCAUCAAUUUCUGAACUUUGUCCAAGAUAGGGGAGCUAGCCAUGGAUUGUUGAGUUAUUUAUAAUGAAACUGGAAUUUCUUGGGCUAAAAUGUUGUGUUGAAGUUUGGAAAGAAAGCUUUUUCAGAAGAGAAGAUUUAAUUUCUUGAAGAGAAGUUUGAGAUUUCUGAAUAGAAGUUAGCCAGAAAAGUUGUGGACAUUUAAGAUUGUUUUUUUGGGUGAAGCAUUGUGUGACAGGCUCAAUCAAGGUUUAGUAUGAGAAUCAUGUACCAUUCACUCGGUCACCUUUUUAGAACAUAUUUAUGAUUUUUUACUCUUGUGGUCU
This is a messenger RNA of Ipomoea triloba (trilobed morning glory), 2295 nucleotides long. Its product is annotated as cysteine-rich receptor-like protein kinase 25. Gene Ontology annotation, molecular function: protein kinase activity; ATP binding. Gene Ontology annotation, biological process: protein phosphorylation. The transcript is spliced from 7 exons. NCBI's taxonomy places the organism in Eukaryota, Viridiplantae, Streptophyta, Magnoliopsida, Solanales, Convolvulaceae. Bases 11 to 2002 code for a protein of 663 amino acids. The record is from RefSeq and is a predicted model, not a curated record.